AUGACAGUUCCAAAAUCUACGGUGCCAGCAGUACCGGGCUUGGCAGCUGUGCAAACCAAAAACCCGUCGUCGUGGGACGCUCAAGAUGACGUCCUGCUGCGCCAUCUCAAAGAGGUCAAAAAACUGGGGUGGAAGGAAAUUGCGCAGUACUUCAAAAAUAGAACUCCGAACGCAUGCCAGUUCCGCUGGCGCAGACUGCGGUCUGGGAACUUGAAAACAGCGGGGAAACCCACCGAAUCUUCGGAGGACCACACUGGCGGUGCUGGGGCUGACCCCCAGCACCAGUCCCUCCCGCUGACGAUGUCGGCGUCGGCAUCGCCCGCACCAACAAAUUUGGCGUCUGCUGCGGUAGCAGUUGCAGAUGCAAAACCGAUCACCUUGUCAAACUCCUCCACGGGCUCUCAGUAUGCGCCAACUCCAACACCUGCCCUUCCCACCGCUUCUGUGGCCGCUCCCGUUGGCGCCUCUGGCUUUGGUUCUUCUUCUGCUGCCACGUACAAACCAGGCUCCAACCCGACCUCUACUGCUGCUUCAAGCCGGUCCAUGACCCCUGUAAUAGCAGGUGGAAUUGCGAAAAACUCUUACAUGGACGCUCCGAUCAUCCCCUCUGGACCGGCAUCGGCCCCGGGGAUUCCCAUGCAGUCGGCGCUUGGUUACCUCCCAUACCAGCACCUCGCUCACCAGCCAUCGCUAAACCGAAGAUCUCAAUCCCAUUCUAGUAUAGGCCCAGACAAGUUCGUGAAGCCGAGAUCCUACUCUCAUACCAUGGCUCCACCUUCCAGCUUGCUGCACCCUUCCUCUGCCUCCCACUUACCAUCUAUUGAAGUCAACAAGACUCUAGAGGACGAAAACUUGGGGCUUAUACCUAAAGUCCUCGUCCGCUCGAGACGAUCCUCUGUGGCACAGCAUGCGCCGUUGCCGCACAUGAAUUUAUCAACACCUGCAUUGGCGUCCACUUCUUCAAGCAAUCUAACAGCGGCCCUCAAUACAACGUUGACGACUUCGAAGCUGCCUAAAAACUCCUUUUCUUCGAGACCCAGACGCUCGUCUUUCCAUAUGGCGGCUCCAGAUAGAAUUUACUCGACUCCCUCUCGCAGAGGCUCUGUCGUGCAAGCACCUACCUCGGUCGCUUCACUCACCAGGCGUGAGAGUUUCAACAACCAUACGUCGCGCCGUGAUUCCUAUAUUCAUCCCAGAAGAGAGAGUUUCGUUCAAAUUUCUUUAGAUAGACGCGAAUCGAUUUCUAACUAUACUGAUGUUCCGAGGUCUAAUCUAGCAAGCUUCACGCCUGCUAUGGGAACCGGCUUAAGUCACGCACAUUCUGCAGCUGAGCCACUAACCUGGUCCCUGGAUGAAGACCGUCUUCUUCACGAAAGACAAGAAAAGCACCUUUCUUUAGAUGAACUCAGCAUCCUUCUUCCACACAGAUCUGAAGAAGAAAUACAGUGGAGAUUAGGAACUCUGGGUGUUACGUCUUCCUCCCCAGCCAGUAAUUCGCCCCUAGAUUCCCCGGAUCGAUCGCUCACAGACGAUACGGCGAUUGAGGAAGAGAGUAACGCAGUUACUGACGAGAAUCCACGUCAUCCGUCGCAGGUGGUGUUCGACAUAAAAAAAGAGGUUUCUCCGUCUUUGUCCCUUUCCCCAAGCUCAAAUGGAAGAGAAAAUUCUCCUGUGUUUUCACCCCAUCCCAUAAAUCGCGAGGCUUCUCCUGCUACAUUUGACGCCUCUUCAAAAGCUGGAAUGGGUCAGUCUCUCGAGGACCCGAAGUACAAUUGUUCACCCAGCUUGAGCGAACACCGUAGCGUUCCAUACACUGCUGUCAACAGCGCCGGAAGCUCUGUUGCGCACAGAGCUGCCCUGCCUCCCCUUAACAGUCUUUUAAAAGACAUACUUUGA
Messenger RNA from Lachancea meyersii CBS 8951, 1896 nucleotides. The record is from the annotation of a GenBank genome assembly. Lineage: Eukaryota; Fungi; Ascomycota; Saccharomycetes; Saccharomycetales; Saccharomycetaceae.